This is a messenger RNA of Cyprinodon variegatus (sheepshead minnow), 2299 nucleotides long. RefSeq names its product zinc finger protein 143 (gene znf143b). Gene Ontology annotation, biological process: central nervous system development; regulation of transcription by RNA polymerase II. Lineage: Eukaryota; Metazoa; Chordata; Actinopteri; Cyprinodontiformes; Cyprinodontidae. The record is from RefSeq and is a predicted model, not a curated record. Gene Ontology annotation, cellular component: nucleus. Gene Ontology annotation, molecular function: RNA polymerase II cis-regulatory region sequence-specific DNA binding; DNA-binding transcription factor activity, RNA polymerase II-specific. The transcript is spliced from 15 exons. Bases 141 to 2021 code for a protein of 626 amino acids.
AAAAAAUAGGCGGGACAGCACCGGAAAGUUUGCUUUUCCCAUACAUGUUCCUGGUCAGUGAACGUCGCUAGUCGUUUCCUGCACUGUUGCAUGGUGGUCGAACAGGAGGAAUUGUUGGAAAUUUUCAGAGCAGCUAAAGCAUGCUCUUGGCCCAGAUAAACCGGGACUCCCAGGGAAUGUCAGAGUUUCAUGAUGCAGAUGGGCAGCCAGUUACACUCUGCCUGGCAGAGGCUGUGACGGUGGCAGAUGGUGACCAGAUUGAGAACAUGGACACAGUGAGCCUGCAGGCUGUUACUCUUUCAGAUGGUUCCACAGCAUACAUCCAGCAUGAAUCCAAAGCGUCCUUCUCUGACGGACAGAUCAUGGACGGUCAGGUGAUCCAGCUAGAGGACGGCUCGGCUGCCUAUGUGCAGCAUGUGUCCGUGCCUAAAGCAGGCGGAGACAGUUUACAGCUGGAAGACGGGCAGGCUGUUCAGUUAGAGGAUGGAACGACUGCCUACAUUCAUACUCCCAAAGAAACCUACGACCAGAAUGGCCUGCAGGAGGUCCAGCUAGAGGAUGGAAGCACGGCCUACAUCCAGCACACGGUGCACAUGCCUCAGCCCAACACCAUCCUGGCCAUCCAGGCUGACGGCACCAUCGCUGACCUCCAAGCUGACGGUACAGCCAUCGACCCAGAAACCAUCAGCGUGCUUGAACAGUACAGCACCAAGGUAGAGAAUGUUGAAAACCCUUUGGGGUCUUAUGGGAGAGUGGAAGCAGACGGCGGUGUCCACAUGAGGAUUGUUCUACAAGGUCAAGACAACAGGCAGCUUCGAGUGACAAAUGUUGGAGAGAAAUCUUUCCGCUGUGAAUAUGAAGGCUGUGGGAAGCUCUACACCACAGCUCACCACCUCAAGGUACACGAGCGCUCGCACACCGGCGACAAACCAUACGUCUGCGAUUAUCGGGGCUGUGGAAAGAAGUUUGCUACAGGUUACGGACUGAAGAGUCACUCUCGGACGCAUACUGGGGAAAAACCAUACAGAUGUCUGGAGAUCAACUGCUGCAAGUCCUUUAAGACCUCUGGAGACCUUCAGAAGCACACCAGGACUCACACAGGAGAGAAGCCCUUUAAGUGCCCGGUGGAAGGCUGCGGCAGGUCGUUCACCACGUCCAACAUCCGCAAAGUUCAUAUCCGAACACACACUGGAGAGCGGCCGUACUACUGCUCCGAGCCCACCUGCGGACGCUCGUUCGCCAGCGCCACUAAUUACAAGAACCAUAUGAGGAUUCACACAGGAGAGAAGCCCUACGUUUGCACCGUGCCAGGGUGUGAGAAGCGCUUCACAGAAUACUCCAGCCUUUAUAAACACCAUGUCGUCCACACGCCCUGCAAACCAUACAACUGCAACCACUGCGGCAAAACCUACAAGCAGAUCUCCACGCUCGCCAUGCAUAAACGCACGGCACACAACGACACCGAGCCCAUCGAGGAGGAGCAGGAGGCCUACUUCGAGCCGCCAGCAGAUGCCAUUGAUGAUCCAAAUGUGAACUACACAACGACUGUGGUUGGAGCAGACGAGCCUGGCUCAGAAGCGGUCCCUGUGGAGGCGUCGGAGGUCGCUGGUCAGCAGCAAGUGGCCUUAGUAACUCAGGAAGAUGGAACGCAGCAGGUCAGCAUCUCAGAGGCACACUUGCAGGCUAUGGGUGGGACGAUCACCAUGGUAACCCAAGAAGGCACAACAAUAACAAUCCCAGCUCAUGAGCUGGCAGCACAAGGCGCCCACUCCGUUACCAUGGUAGCAGCAGACGGGUCAGAUGAACAGGUGGCCAUCAUGACACCCGACAUGGCAUCAUUCCACACUCUGGAGGAAGGAAACUACACCCAGGAGCAGGAGGAUCUUCAUCCUGUCACCUUACUGGCCACUCCCAAUGGCACUCACAUUGCUGUCCAGCUUAGCGAUCAGCCUUCUCUGGAAGAGGCCAUUCGAAUAGCUUCAAGAAUACAGCAAGGAGAGACGCCCGGCCUGGAUGACUGAGUGAUGACUCCAAAUAGACAAUGAAUGGAGAUCAAGACCAUUUCAAAUGGACUUUAUAUAUAUAUAUAUAUAUUUGUGCAUUUGGGAGAGAUCAUGUCUGCCCCAGUUUAUCACAACUGAACUUUGAUUUUAUGUGUAAAUAGGAUUUUUGAUAAUUGAAACUAUGUUACGCUAUUUUGUCUAAUCUUUUGGAAAGAUUAGAGGUAUUAAUGCUUUCUAACAUGGUUUAAUGCACAAUCCAGUGUACAGAAAUAUUUCUACAAAAAGAAAAUAAACAA